UAUAUAUGUACGUGUUUGGGCGACUAAGUACGAGAACGACGAAGAUGAUCAAGAAUUGGAGGGGAUCGUUCUGUUCAUACUGCUUCGUGUUAUUAUUGCUUUCUUUACUUGCCGGAGGUCAAAGUCUGCCACCGGAAACCAAGAACAACUGCACCUACGCAGUCACCAUAGAGACAACUUGCACAAAGGGAGCCGAAACCUCAAACCAUGUGAGCCUAAGAUUUGGUGACACAAAUUCAAAUGACAUACUGGUCCGGCACGUCAACUCCAAGCACGUAAGGAGGGUUGAUCCAUUGGAGCCUGAUGUCCUCGACGACGUGCCCAGAAAGCCAUUUCAAGCAUGCGUGGUAGACGAAUUUGAAGUUAAGGGUCAAUGCGUAAAAUCCCCCAUUUGCUACCUAUACCUGAAACUCACCGGAGCCGAUGAUUGGCGACCGGGUUUUGCACAGGUUAGGGUGCUAGAGGGCUCUCAUCUCAGCUCGGAUUAUUUCUAUUUUCGUGUAUACUUGCCUAGGAAUGCAUGGCAUGGUUUUGAUGUGUGCGAUAAGAAGGUCACUCCUUUUGGGAUCAAGCACAACAGGAAGGUCUUUGUUAAGAAGCCAUAUCAAGUUCCAUAUUAACGAUUCAACCUAGAGCUAUUGGCCGGGAACAUUGUUUCUAGCUAGAUAUAUAAUGCCUAUAGAUUUGUAUUUGAAGUACGUCUUCGGUCUUCUUUCUGUUUGGACCUUGAUUAUUAACAAUAUCUAAUUUAUA
Molecule: messenger RNA, 753 nt
Organism: Juglans regia (Persian walnut)
Lineage: Eukaryota; Viridiplantae; Streptophyta; Magnoliopsida; Fagales; Juglandaceae
Product: embryo-specific protein ATS3A-like
Exons: 2
Coding region: 6-620 (204 amino acids)
Molecular function (GO): protein binding
Source: RefSeq, a predicted model, not a curated record